Molecule: messenger RNA, 1320 nt
Organism: Closterium sp. Naga37s-1
Lineage: Eukaryota; Viridiplantae; Streptophyta; Zygnematophyceae; Desmidiales; Closteriaceae
Source: the annotation of a GenBank genome assembly
AUGGAGAUCUCUUAUGACUCCUCUGGUUCAGCUGAGGGGGGUGACCCCGCCGCUGACGACACGGCGGCCACUCGCCGCUCUCCACACUUGGAGACCCUCCCUGGUUUUCCGCCUCGGCCAUCUUCGCCACCUCCGCAGCCUGCUGCUGUGGACUCUGGAGCUGAGACUGCUGGUGCUGAGCCUGGGGGUGCUGAGACAGAGGUGGCGGUGGAGCUGUGGGUGACCCUGCUGGAGGUCCUGGAGCUGGACAGACACCGCUGCCUGAUCUACUUGAGAUGCUCUCGCCGCAGGCGAUUCGUGCAUGGAUCGUUCGGCGAGGCAGUCCUGGGUGGUGGAGGGUACGGUCCUGCUGGUGCUGGAGCUGCUAGUCCUGGAGGUACUGCUGGUGCUGGAGGUACUGGAGGUACUGCUGGAGGUGCUGGAGGUGCUGCUGGUGCUAGAGGUACUAGAGGUGCUGCUGGUGCUGGAGGUGCCGGAGCUACUAGUCCUAGAGGUGCUACUGGUGCUGAAGGUGCUGGACCUACUAGUCCUGGAGGUACAGCUGGUGCUGGAGGUGCUGCUGGUGCUGGAGGCGCUGGAGCUGGAUGUACUGGAGGUGCUGGAUCUGCUGGUUCUGGAGGUGCUCGUACUGGAGGUGCUGGAGCUGCCGGAGCUGAUGGUGCUGUUAGUACUGGAGGUGCGAGGGGUACUGGAGCUGCUGGCACUGGAGGUGCUGGUGCUACUGGUGCUGGAGCUGUGGGAGCUGUUGGUCCUGGAGGUGCUCGUACUAGAGGUACUGGAGCUGCCGGAGCUGGUGGUGCCGGAGGUGCUACUGGAGCUGCUGGCACUGGAGGUGCUGGUGCUGCAGGUACUGGAGGUGCUGGAGCCGCUGGUACUGGAGGUGCUCGUACUAGAGGUGCUGGAGCUGCCGGAGCAGGUGGUGCUGCUGGUGCUGGAGGUGCUACUGGAGCUGCUGGCAGCGGAGGUGCUGGAGGUACCGCUGGUGCUGGAGGCGCUGGAGCUGGAGGUACUGGAGGUACUGGAGGUGCUGGUGCUGCUGGUCCUGGAGGUUCUCGUACUAGAGGUGCUGGAGCUGUCGGAGCAGGUAGUGCUGUUGGUGCUGGAGGUGCUGGAGGUGCUACUGGAGCUGGAGGUGCUGGAGGUGCUACUGGAGCUGCUAGCACUGGAGGUGCUGGAGGUACUGCUGGUGCUAGAGGUGCUGGCGCUGUCGGAGCUCGUGGUGCUGCUGGAGGUGCUACUGGAGCUGCUGGUGCUGGAGGUGUUGGUGCUGCUGGUGCUGGAGGAGUUGGAGCUGCUGGUAUUGCCCCGCGCCGACUGUAA